CCUCCAGCAAUUUGCCAUUUCCAUUCCAUUCCAGUCACAUCUACCUGCUCUUUAAUGUCAGUUGAUAUUUAUCCAAUGGAGAGUCCCAGAAUCUCAUUCUCAUACGAUCUCAAUCAAAAAGAAGACAUACCCACCACCCAACAACUAAUCAGAUCCGACACUUCUCUCUUAGAUCCCACCUUCGAUUUCGAUUUCUCAACUUCUCAAAACUUCCCCUUUGAUCUCUCAUCAGCAGACGAGAUCUUCUCCAAUGGCAUUAUCCUCCCCGCCAACAUCAAAGAAACCAAACCCAGAAGAACAAACUCAACCCAAUACCACAAUUCGCCGGAACAGAAUAUCCCCACCACCACAACCACCACCACCACCACGGCGGUGGUCCUGGUACAAGAAAUUAGAAAGAAAAAGAUCAUGAGACUUAAAGAAUUCCUAUCCUGCAGUACUGACACAGAAGAUGAUGAAAAACCAUCCUCAACAAAAUCAUCUUUUUGGCAAUUCCGGCGAAGCAGUAGUCUUAACAACGUUGGAAACUUGAUUCGUCCAUUACAGUUUCUUUCAAGGAGUAAAUCUACUGGUUCUGCUCCUAAUCCAAAAUUACCAACUCGUAAACAAAAUCAGUCAAAGCGAUCUGCGGCGGCGGCGACAGUUAUGUUUUCUCGUUCAUCUUCUUGUAAUUCGUACUACCCAUAUAAUAAUCAGAAGAGGCCGUUGCCGGCGUCGUUGAAGAAGAGUUAUAGCAGAUCAUAUGAUAAUGGAAUUAGGGUUAGUCCUGUUCUUCAUAUCUCACAUGCUUGUAUAGCUAAAGGGACUGCAUCUUUCUUUGGCCUUGCUGCAUUUUUCUGUACUGGCAAGUCAAGAACAAAGAGGAAAUCAUUCAUUCCAUGAAUUUUAUUACUUCAUAUUUUAUGUGUAUAUUUUUUAUGUUUUUUUUUUAACAGAUCUUGAUUUUAUUUUAUAUAAAGUUAUAGUGUACUUGUAUAAAUAGUUUAAUGAAAUCACUUUCAUUUUAAUUGAUAUGUU
This is a messenger RNA of Impatiens glandulifera, 1017 nucleotides long. RefSeq lists its product as uncharacterized. The transcript has a single exon. NCBI's taxonomy places the organism in Eukaryota, Viridiplantae, Streptophyta, Magnoliopsida, Ericales, Balsaminaceae. The record is from RefSeq and is a predicted model, not a curated record. Bases 55 to 882 code for a protein of 275 amino acids.